Molecule: messenger RNA, 2400 nt
Organism: Amoebophrya sp. A25
Lineage: Eukaryota; Dinophyceae; Syndiniales; Amoebophryaceae
Source: the annotation of a GenBank genome assembly
CGGAAAAUUGUGAGAUCAAGAAUUUGUACCCACCCGUCGGAUCGUUCUUCUAGCUGUCACCCAAUUUUCAUUUUGCACAUCCGCAUGGUACUACAUACGGGAUGCAUACAAAUCUAGAUGUUAUAGAAUUUCAGUUUUUACAGUGUUUACACAUAAUUUACUUACACACCAGGCGCAGACGAAAAGACUACAACUACUAAUUUGCUUUUUGCUUUUUGUGCUUAUCAGUAUCAGAACUUCCCUAUGAAUCUUUGUUGAGACAGUGGAGCUUGAUUGUCUUUUCAUGUCUAUGCCGAACUUCGUACGUAAUAGAUUGUCGAAAAUGUCGUAAAGCAAGAGUCUUAAUGUAGUAGAGCUAGAAGUACAACUCCUAUUCGUAAUUUUCGGCGACAGCUACUCAGCUAGAAAUUGAUUUCGUCAAAAUGUUGAAUUUGCCUUGGACCGACAUCUUGUUGAGGUUGGGACUUAUCAUGUUUGUGCUGCCGACUUUGGCUGCCUUCGUGCCGAACCUUGACCCGAUCGCUUGGAUUGUAAUUGGUUUCGGUCUCAUAAUUGCUUACCAACAGAUUUUUCCGGCUCCUAUAUCAGCUACUCCUCAUCAGCAUCGGGACUGAGCCGCACGACUGGUUGGGAUUCAUUGCAUGAGGAGAAGAAAAAACGCAAAAACAUCCCACUUUUGCUCUUCUGUUCCCGAAUCCUAUUUCGAGUGUAGUUCGCGUUUUGUCAAGACGAGUUACAUCGAAGACCACACGCUCCGAUAGGUCCUGUUCUAUUUGAGGGUCUACCUGGUGUUUCGGGUACACAGCAUCAGCACAACGUUCUAGUCGUACUUGACGAGUGCAUAAGAAGAUGAGCGGGCGCGAGAAGGACAGUCCCGAGGCACUGGCGGCAGCGGCAAAAGCGGCCGCUGAGUCUGGAAGUUGGUGGACUUUCACCAGCGCUGACUAUUACAUGGCUGGCAGCAAAUACGAACAAGCCGCCAAAGGCUUUUUUGCAAAGGGUGACUAUCAAUCAGCCUACAAAUGCUGGCAGGAGGCGGCAAGAAACCGGGAUAGCGACGUACUUUAUUACGCAUGCAGGUAGAUGUAGAUGUGCCUACUAACUUGAAACAAAGUACUACUAUUAUGCAUCAAAUGCCGCAGCUUUACUCAUGAUUUUUAUUGGAUUUCCUUCGGGCAUGCGCAUGCUUAUGCAAAUCUCUUGUCGUGGUUUGUCUACCUAGGGCGACACUUUCGGUUCCGGGCGGAGUUGGGAGGAAGCAGCAAAAUUAGGCUCGGACAAGCUGAAAAAGUGGCAAGAUGCGGUAAAGCAUCUUGAUCAUGCAGUUGAAAAAUACAGAUCAGCUCGUAAGGAUGAAGCGAGUUGCAGAGCGUCCUUGCGGAAAAUCGACAUAUUAGAGAAGCACUCAGCAGGAGCCAGAGACAUGGAGGAGGCCUUCCAAAGCGCGAUAGAAGUGCAUGAAGACUUCGAAAAAUGGUAUCCACUAGGGGAUCUGCUAACUCGAUUCGAGAACUUCCUCACCCUACGGCUGGUCAGCAGCAAGGACUCUUCAGUGGAGACGAUCUAUAAGGUACGAACAGUUAGUUUUCACCUCUAUACGCUUGGUCUAUCCCUUCAUGCAGUAUAGUUGGGUAAUGCAUUUUUACUUGUUCUAAAGGAUGUUGUUGCCCAAUUAAAUAUGAACAUCGAUGUUGUAAAUAAGUAUAAUGAUCCCGCCUUCUUCUUCUAUUAACUGCAUCUUGUUCUCGUUUGUUCGCAUCAAGGUUCUUGACCGCCAUGUAGUCGUGCAAGCGAACCUAAAGUCUGGUGCUAUGGUUCAGCUAAUGAGUAAAGUAGUGGUUUGCCUUGCACUUACGCAGGACAUUGUCCGGGUGAAGCAGUUCCUUGACGAGGCGACAAACUGGGACAAUUCUUUGCUGCGAGGCCCUAACUUCUUGGAUAUUAGCCGCAGAAUGCUGGAGGCGUACGAGGACAGGGACGUUGAGGCAUUGGACAAGAUCAAAAGACGGCAAACGAUGACCAUGCUUCCUCUGGAGAUUUGUAAGUUAGCACAAAAAAUGACCAUGGUAGGCGGAGGCAAGGUUGACGCAGCUUUAGCAGACUUCGUAGAUUCGAAGGGGGCAGCUGUUCUCGGCGAUGGAGGUCAAUCUGGGACCGACGAAGAAGGUUUGCCAGACUUGUCAUGAUUUAGAUGAGGAAGAGAAGUCUUAGGCUCGAAGUCGCACCCUCCCUGUGAGUGUGACUCGUCUGCCGCGUACAAAGGUAACCCCAACCAACUAUCUCUCGCUUCUCUCCAAGCAUCCCUCUCCUUACCUGACAAACCACUGUUCGAGCUUUCUUGCGACGAACUUCUACCUAACAGCAAUUAUAUGUCUCAGUCUCUCUUUAUUGAAGCAGCGC